AGACACCAUCUGGACCCUUCGUGUGCGCUUUCUGGAGGAAAGGGUGCUCCCGCACUGGACAGCCUUCACCAUCUGGAACGCGGGCAAGCAGGGCCGGCGGCUCUACCGUAGCCUAGGGGCUGCCAGCCAGCAGAAGGUUGUAGCAUUUUGUGACGUUGAUGAACGCAAGAUCAAAAAGGGUUUCUACUGCUAUGAGGAUUCCCAGGAAAGGCCCAAGCCCCAGGUUCCGAUCCUGCACUUUCGCACCGCCCAGCCGCCCUUCAUCAUCUGCGUGAAACUG
This is a messenger RNA of Orycteropus afer afer, 280 nucleotides long. Its product is annotated as UDP-GlcNAc:betaGal beta-1,3-N-acetylglucosaminyltransferase-like protein 1. Lineage: Eukaryota; Metazoa; Chordata; Mammalia; Tubulidentata; Orycteropodidae. The transcript is spliced from 3 exons. The record is from RefSeq and is a predicted model, not a curated record. The annotation marks the transcript as partial.